Messenger RNA from Culicoides brevitarsis, 2218 nucleotides. RefSeq lists its product as uncharacterized. Bases 130 to 2001 code for a protein of 623 amino acids. Gene Ontology annotation, molecular function: RNA polymerase II transcription regulatory region sequence-specific DNA binding; zinc ion binding; DNA-binding transcription factor activity, RNA polymerase II-specific. Gene Ontology annotation, biological process: regulation of transcription by RNA polymerase II. The transcript has 2 exons. Lineage: Eukaryota; Metazoa; Arthropoda; Insecta; Diptera; Ceratopogonidae. The record is from RefSeq and is a predicted model, not a curated record. Gene Ontology annotation, cellular component: nucleus.
ACGCGUAUAGAAUCGCGUAAAUUUUCGGGAUAUUCUAAUUAAUGACAGUGAAACAGUAAAUAAUGAGCGGUAAACGAACGAGUGGCGAACGGUAAAGUUUGUAAAUCCGAAUUCUGAGGAAGUAAAAGCAUGACGGACCAGCUGCAAAGUGAAAUAAAAUCGGAUUUUUGUCGAAUUUGCAAUAAAAAUGCAGUGAAUUUGCGACACAUUUACAAUGAUGAGCAAUCGAAAAAUGAAAUUUUGCCAAAAAUUCACAUUGUGUUCCCGCAUAUUUUGAUUUACGAAAACGAUCCAUUGCCUAAGGGAAUAUGCGAGAAUUGCGAGUUAUUUAUAUACGCCACACACGAAAAACUCGUCGAAUUUAACAAAGUUCAGCAGAAUUUGGUGUCUGGCGUCACGGAUGUCGAUUAUUUGAACGGUUUUGUCGAGAUAAAGAGUCUUUUGGAUCGCAUUCAAGGCAUCAAGGUGCGUCAAGCCCUUCAAAAUGUCACGAUAAAGACAAAAGUCAAGAGCUUAUCUCGCAUCUGCAUCGAUUUUUUCAACAAAAAUGGACCCUCGAUGCUCGAUACUUACCUAAAAUGUGAUAAAAAUCCCGCGGCGGAGCGAAAUGUGAGGAAGAGGAGUCACAAACGUGUCUCGUACAAAGGUUUCGGUGAUAAAAAACGAAAAAGAGCGCCAAGUACGAAUGUUGUAAGGACCGAAAAAGUUGAAAAACCGAAAAAACUUCCUCCUGAACCGCCCUCAGAGACACAGGAAACAGUUUCCAACGAUGAAGGAGGUCCCGCGACACGUCGAAGGUCACGAGCUUUGUCCCGCGUGAACUACGUCGACGAUAUUCCGGACUCAGUUUUGUUCUAUGACGAAAUUCAAGCCGCCAAACGUCGAAAACUCGAAGAAAAAGUGAUAUUAGAAAGUAUUAAGGAGGCAUCGCGACACCCAAAUACCGAGGUCUUCCAAAAUCCACACUCGCAAAUCCAAAUAAAUGCCGCCAUGAGUAUCCCAUCGAUGGAAUUUGACGAUUUGGCGCCCGAAAUUGUCUUUUCCAAGUGCAAAUGUCGUCAUUGCGGACUAAUUUGUGAUAAUUUAAAGAUAUUGGCGAUACAUAAUAUGAAACAUUUGUCCGUAAGAUUGCAGAAAAUUGGUGAAAAAAUGACUUUACCUGCGAAUUUGAGGCGUGGCGUGAUGUUCCGUGAAGAUCGUUACCGCGUUGUUCGAUGCACGAGUUGUUUGCGGACUUUUCGGAAUGCCGAUCAGAUCAAGGAACACUGGAAUUCGCAAAAUUGUGACUUUUAUUGCAAAAUUUGUUAUGCCUCGUUCCAUCAGAACCCUGAAAUGAUCGAUGAUCACUUGUUCCGGGCUCAUGGAGUGCGUCGCCAACGUCAUCAGAGGCCCGUUGUGAAGCCUCUGGUCCGUUUAGAGCCGCGCGAUAAAAAAAUCAAAGUCGAAAAUGACGUUUCUCCAUCGCCGCCAAGUGGUUUCAAGCUAAAAGUCAAAAGUGUGAGCAUGAUAAACGCGAGUGCGCCCCUUGUUGAGCCACCGCAAGAGCAUUUCACGCCGUUACAAGACCAAACUUUCGACGAAAGCGCAAAUUUAAUGUAUACGACGCCGAAUUUCGCCGCGCAAACGUAUCUGAAUCCCUCGUUGGUGGCUCAAAAUGCUGUGCGGGCUGUUUGUCACAUCUGUCAUUGCUCGUUUCCGAAUAUAAACUCGAGAAAUAGUCACAUGAAGGCCCAUAAGCAGUUCGUGAGUACGUCGUCGAUGUCACAAAUGCCGUCGCCAUAUGCCGCAAUGCCUUCCGUGGGACCGUCGAUGGAUUUUGCGGCGAAUUAUACGCCUUGUGGGUUUGUUUAUUACAACAGGGCGGAGUUUUUGCAGCAUCGGAGUGAAUGUAAGGAUUGUAGAUAUGCGUGCAUGGUGUGUUCGAAGCCAUUUCAAGCGGGAUCUGAGCUGCAGAUGCACAUGAUGUUGCAACAUCCAAGAAGUUUGACCUUCAAGAGAUAAGGAAUGGAGAAAUUUUUUGGCAGAAAAAUGACUUAUUGGGCUCAAAUUGUAUAAAAAUUCACAAAAAUUGCGAAAAAAACAGAUUUCCUAUAAAAAUUCAUUCAUUUUCAGAGACUUUCGAAAGUCUUUCUUUCAAAUUUCGAAAAAAUUUUUAGUUUUAAACAAAGUUAAAAUUUUCGAAAUGUAGUUCGAAAAAUUUUUUUUCGAAAAUUUUAUG